AUGAAUUUGUUGGCUACAAAAGUACCUCACAUCAAACCAUCCCUAGAAGUGGUUGGAAUGCGGUUCAAUAUGGCGCAUGAGUGUCAGAGUACAGGGCUUGACUACCAGUGCGAGGAUACACUGACUGUUCAUCGACUCAUCUCCGAAUUGGAGGCAGUUACAUUCGACUCACAGCAGCGGGGACAUUAUUUGAGGGAUGAUCUGGAUAGUAUUAUAGACAUCAUUACAGGCUUGUCAGAGACUUUGAAUAAUGCGAAGCUGUGUGUGAGUAUGGCUGCCAUCCAGAGGGACAAUUUUAACAUGGUGGAGAUCAUCGCCAAGUACUAUCAGAUGGAAACCAGAUGGGUAAUUCAUUCCUGUCUAUUGCAUUUAAUAGAGAUCAUUUGUAGGCUAAAUCCUACGGCAAUCCAAGAGUUUUUAUACUCAGAGCUGCCUCAGGAGAUGGUAGCAGAGAUGCAGCAGCAUCAGAAUGAUGAUGCCAGGUUUUUGCAAGUAGCCAAGACACUGGGGAUCAUAUUUAUGAAAGGACUACCAUCCCCACACAAGCUAGCCUUGACAAUGGACAUUCCGUUUUUCAUCUGGCUGCUGGGAAUGACAGAAAGCAUGGCGGAGAUGAACAGACCCAGUGAUGUGGACAUGCUGCUAGCUCUGGUGUGUGCCUACCACCUGCAGCACGAGGAGGACUCUCAGAACCCUGUCACUGAAGCCCUGAAGAUGGCCCACGGGCAUGCGUUGCUGGAGUCAGCCCUCAUUUACCUAUCCAAGCAUGAUGACCCAACAAAGUUGCUGGAGUCGAGCAUGGAACCCAAGCUGAACUCUGUGGUCUUGCUUCUCUCACACUUGUUUGACAACCCAGACACAGCUGACCUGCUUUACACAAAUGAUGUGGAGGCCCUCAUUGGAAUAUUUGAGGAAUUCCUCCGAGAUCUAACCAGGGAUGACCCACUACGAACACAAAUGCUGCAUCUGUUGGAAAACUUCAUGCGGAACUACCCUGACACCGUAUCCAUGAAGGGAUCUCUGAGCAAGCGGCUGGGUCCCCUGUUGCUCAACAUCAGGGAGGAGAAGGGCAAGUGUGGAGAGAUGGCCGCACAGAUUCUUGACGACAACAGUAUUAUUUUUGAUGAUGUUUGA
Candidula unifasciata is the source of this 1134-nucleotide messenger RNA. NCBI's taxonomy places the organism in Eukaryota, Metazoa, Mollusca, Gastropoda, Stylommatophora, Geomitridae. The record is from the annotation of a GenBank genome assembly.